CCCCAUUUACUCCAAAGCUUGCUCUGACUCUGAUGCGCUCUCUCUUUCUCUCUCGAUCGCUUUGAUUUGUUGAUGAUUCUGGUGUGCUAGGGAUCUUAAUCGAGAUGGCGGGAGAUGAAGGAACUGAGAUUUACGAGGAAAGAGAAGAAUCCAUGGAUGCAGCGGUGGAUAAGGAAUCAGAAAUUAAAAAUGAAGGGAAAGAAAAUGAGAACGUGUUGCAGUUCCUAGAUUCGUUGGAUGGGUAUCAGACGCUUAUGGACUCUGUUAAUUCAAAGCUCCGUGAGGGAUGGUUUGAUCUAGCUAGCGCUCGACACUCUAUGGGAACUUUACGUAUCAACAGCACUCUAUUAGACCUCAAGUAUCAUCCUGCAGCUUCGACAUUGCAAGUCACAGACCAAGAGGUUGGAUCUUUGGGAUCAGUUCCACGUUUUGCUUUGUCCAAGUGGGCUUCCAAGGGUGGUGGUAGCCCGAAAGGCAAAGACUUCUCUACUGUUACAGAUUCGGAGAUAGGCUCACCUCUCAGCCAACAGCUACGUCAUCGAGGAGUUUCUGAAGAGAAACCAUCAGCCAAGGACGAAACCACUUUAGCAGCUGAUGAAGAGAUCAAAAAAGAACGAGCUAAAUCUCUGUCAGUAUUUGGAAGCUUAGUCUCGCCUAAGCUACGCGGCGCUCAACUAUCCUUUGAGACAGCUCUUGAAACUCUUGUGGAAAUAGCCAACAUGCGUGCAUCUAUGCUAUCUGCCUUUGAGCGGAUCACAGAGAAGUGAAAUUCCUAGGUAACAACUGAUCCUGAAAUGUGCUCAGGGGAUUCAGCGGAUGCAGAAUGGAGUCUACCUCAAAGACAAGGUUACAUUGAUAAUGGGGAAUUUGGUGAUGCGAAUCAUAUCUUUCUUCCAGACGGAGAGAUAGAAUGUACCACCUUCAGUGUUAACACAGUAUCUGUUUCGGUAUGGUUAAAUGUUGCCAGAAUUUCUUACGGACCUUUGAGCUAAGGAUAGAUACAAAAUAAUAAAGCCUUUUGGGGGAAGAGAGAUCAGUAAACUGGACAAAAAUAAAAUCUUG
Messenger RNA from Camelina sativa (false flax), 1062 nucleotides. RefSeq lists its product as uncharacterized. Lineage: Eukaryota; Viridiplantae; Streptophyta; Magnoliopsida; Brassicales; Brassicaceae. The record is from RefSeq and is a predicted model, not a curated record. Gene Ontology annotation, biological process: vacuolar proton-transporting V-type ATPase complex assembly.